CUACAAAGACAAGUGUGGUUAAUUAUCUCAAAUCUCAUUAGUCCGUACACAUACGUAUGAUUGUUGCACUGAGACAGCACUGCCUAAAAGCCCGGAACCACCAAACACCUGGAAACGUCAGUCAGUUUACUCGAAGAAAGGAAGAAAAAAAAGCCAUUGCCUAAUCUUUCCCUCUCCUCCGCCUGCCUUCUCUCCGCCAUGGCCGACGUUUCGAUUUCUCUCAUUCAGCUCCUCGACGACGACGACGAAGACUUCCGGCAACACGACGUCGUCGACGAAACCAAUUCCUUCCCCUGCUGGUUUCGCGAUUUCGACGAUUCCUUCGACGCCUUCGCCUCCGCAGAUCUGUCCGAUCUCCAAUCCAGGCGGCGGGGAAGGGCGGAGCAGUCGUCGGACGGCGACGCCUUCGAUGGGGAUUGCAUCGACUUCUUCGAUCGCGAUAACCAGGUCAAUUUCGUCAUGGACCUCUUCCACCAACGCGUCGAGCAAUCUCAAUCGCCGUUGCAGGUAAUUAUGGACCCUAAUCUGGCGGAUCCCGACCCGGGAUUCGUGAAUGAGGAACCCGGAUCCGCUCAAUUGGAGAUGGAUCUAGAACGAGGGUUAGGUCUUCGUGGGGAAGAAAACCCCCAAAAUUGUGAGAAUUCUUCAUUCUUCUUGGAAAAUUGCGACGAUGAGCCUCACUAUGUGACAGGACUGAGGGUUAUUGACAUGGAAUCCGAUUCGGAUUCCGACAAAAACUCAAUUUUAGGGCUGAAUUUCAAUGCAGAAGACAUUGAUGAUGAUGAUAUCUGUGGUCCCAACAUGUAUGAGAAUGAGAGUGAUGAUCCAAGCUUACGCCUUUGUUGGGAAUCUUUUCAAUUGGAGGAUCGCAGGGAGGCAGUGAAUGAGGAUUUCGAAUGGGAAGAAAUUGAUGGUCGAAUCGAGGAGCAGGAGAUUCUGAGCUUUUUCCUUGAGAAUGAUGGAAUCUCAGUACCUGCACAAGAGGAGAGAAAUCUAAUGGGGAAUCUGGAAUGGGAGGUUCUCUUGAAUGAUCAUAAUCUGGUCUUGAAUCCCGAAUUGAGAAACCAAGAUUUCGACCUGGGUGAUGAAGAUGAGUACAAUUACACUGCAGAGUAUGAGACGAUGUUCACCCAAUUCGCAGACGCAGAAAAUGCUUUAAUCACCAGGCCACCUGCCUCUAAAAGUGUUGUGAAGAACCUCCCCGAAGUGAUCUUGAGCAAAGAAAAUGACCCAGAGAAGAACGAUGCUGCCUGUGCGAUCUGUAAAGAUGAAAUGGUCAUCGGAGAAACAGUGAAGAUUUUGCCUUGCUCGCAUAAAUAUCACCAAAAUUGCAUCUUUCCGUGGCUUGGGAUUACCAAUACUUGCCCUGUUUGCCGAUAUGAGUUGCCAACUGAUGACCCUGAAUAUGAAAGGAAGAGGAGGACACAAUCACAGAGUUGAUCACAAGUCCCAUUGAAGAUGAUAUAUACUUUCUUCAGGAGCUCUUUAUGGCCUUUGGUAAAAAAAGAAAAAAUGCCAAACACUUUGCAAGAUAAACAGCUAUAACCUGCUUGCUGAUGAGGCUGUAGUUUAGGGUAUUGAUAUAUGCUAUGACAAUUUGUAUUAUGUUUGGUGUUACUACUACUUUGCCAUCUGCAAUAAACCACAUCUUAUAUU
This is a messenger RNA of Cuscuta campestris, 1656 nucleotides long. The record is from the annotation of a GenBank genome assembly. NCBI's taxonomy places the organism in Eukaryota, Viridiplantae, Streptophyta, Magnoliopsida, Solanales, Convolvulaceae.